Molecule: messenger RNA, 147 nt
Organism: Plenodomus lingam JN3
Lineage: Eukaryota; Fungi; Ascomycota; Dothideomycetes; Pleosporales; Leptosphaeriaceae
Source: RefSeq, a predicted model, not a curated record
AUGGUGCAGACAUUCUGUGAUGAUUUAGUGGCAGAAGGGCUUUCUAGAUUAAUCAUGUCGCCCAGUGGGAAAGAGAGGGCUGCGGUACUCGCUGUCGAAGACUUGAACGCUCAUUACCAGCUGUCCGGUGUGGCCCUGAAGUGUUAA